Messenger RNA from Magnusiomyces paraingens, 1989 nucleotides. RefSeq lists its product as uncharacterized. Gene Ontology annotation, cellular component: RNA polymerase III complex. The transcript has a single exon. Gene Ontology annotation, biological process: DNA-templated transcription. Lineage: Eukaryota; Fungi; Ascomycota; Dipodascomycetes; Dipodascales; Dipodascaceae. The record is from RefSeq and is a predicted model, not a curated record. Gene Ontology annotation, molecular function: single-stranded DNA binding. Bases 1 to 1989 code for a protein of 662 amino acids.
AUGGCGUCACAAUAUACAUCAGAUCUUUCCAGAACCAUCUUAAAAGACAUUUACGGCGACCUAGCCGAAAAGGUCGUCGGCUGUCUGCUCGACUAUGGUCGUCUCACUGCAUCCCAACUCUCAAAAUAUACAAAUAUCCCUACCCCUGCCAUCCGCAGAGCUCUUGUCCCACUAAUUCAAAACAAAUUUGUCCUCUAUUGGAUUCACCCAGACUCUCCGAAAAUAUGCCACUAUUAUGCAAACCCAGCAGAAGUUAUACGUCUUCUCGCAAUACCCCAAAUCCUUGCUGUGGUGGCUGACAAGUACCCAGAUAAACCCAACUCUGUGACUUCAAAAGCUCCAGAAAUUCUUAAAAACAUCUUUGCAUACGGCCACAUUCGAGCCUCAGACUAUAUUGAAGGCUCUGCUUCUCAACUGGCUGCAGAGCUCGAGCUACAAGAAGGAGGCUCAGUGCAAACUGCGGCUGACCACGAAUACCAUCUCGACCGGGCGCGCACAGAAAUCAAUAAAACAAUGACGGACCUGCUCACAAAAAAAUUCCUUUCUCCACUUUUUGCCUUUGACUUCCAUCCACGAGAUGAUAUGUACGACCUCAUGUACAAAACUCAUUACGGCAAACUCCCCCGCUCUCAGUCAGAAACCUCCCGCAAGGUCGCAGCCACAGAUGCUGCCAACGCUGAAAUGAACGAACUUCUGGCCCAACGAGACGCUGCCAACGCAGGCCUUAUUACAGAAGAAACUCUGCGUGCUAAAACUUCCAAUGGCUCUUCUGCUGGAACUUCCUCGGGUGCUGCAGCUGCAGCUGCUGCCGCCGCCGCUUCUCGUCGUGUACGUCGCAACGUGGCUGCUGCAAACACACUUUCUGGUCCUCGUCUCGUAGUCAAUCCAGAAACAGUCCUUGCAGUUAAUUACGACAAGUUCCUUCUCAUGUUCCGUAAUGACGAACUCGCAGCAAUUGCGUCGCGAACUAUUGGCAAAAUCUCCGGCCAGGUCUACCGCAGUUUGCUUCGCUGCUACGAAACAAAGCUUCUUCGCUGCUCUCAAAAAGUCAUUUCUGAAGGCUCAUUCUACAUCACCACUACCACCGUCAUCAAUGCAUUAGACCCAAACAUUGAUCUCGUAAACUCAAUCGUUAACCCAACCGUAAAUAGAAACGGACUGAAACGGCCUCAAGAUGAACUUGAAAAUGAAGAUGAAGACGAAUACGGAAACACCUCGAAACGACCCCGCUCAGAAUCGGUCCCCUUCAUCACUGACGACGAGCCUCAAGAUUUUGAGGAUGAUGCUGCUCAAAGCACAGAUUUCCCAAAUGGUUCAAAUUCACACACUGGCAAUGGCUACGGUUCCACCAAAAAGUUCACUGCCAUGGAUGUCAACAAGCAUCUCGAGCUUCUCGCAGCUUCUCCCCUCAGCCUUCUUGUCAAGGCUGGAAAUCGUGGUGGUGGUGAAUGGUUUGUGCCCUUUGACGAAUUGCGCACCACUAUGAAACGUCUGCGCUACGACGAAAUCAUCCGCAACAAGUUUGGUACAUCGGCAAUCCGCAUUCUCCGCAUCAUUCGCGAAAAGGGAAUGGCAAAUGACGAGCUUUUGGCCCGCGUCGCUCUUCUUCGCGCCGACACAAUCUCCAAACUGUGCACCCAACUUCACGAAUUUGGUGCCCUUGAUCUUCAGGAAGUCCCUCGAUCUGCAGACCGUGCUCCUUCAAAAACAAUCUUCAUGUGGUGUCAUACCCCCUCCAGAGCUUAUGGCCUGGUCGCUGAAUAUAUUCUAAAAACACUCACUCGUCUCAUGGAACGCAUCCAAGCAGAACGCCAAAACCAUCCUGUGCUUCUUGCUAAACUCCGCCGUGAAGACGUUAAACAAAAUGAAGAUUUAUAUCUCACAGCACAGGAAAAACAAGAAAUUGCACAACUCAGACAAGCGGAAGAGCGAUUGCUUAUCCAAAUUAACCGUGUCCAUGCACUUUCUCGUGUUUUCACGGAAUAUUAA